CCUCUUUCCGCCACUCUGCACUGUUCCUUCCUCGCUCUGCUCGCUCGAAGUCUCUCGAACCGAUCCGACCAACCCCACCCACCACAGCAAACCCUAGCCCUCGUCGCCGGCGAAGCUUCGAGAGGCGGGGCGCCGCGCCGCGAGGCGCGCAUGGAGUCCUCCACGGCGGCCACCGCCGCUGCCGUCGCCGCCUCGUCGUCGUCGUCCUCCUCGGGCCCCUCCACGUCCGCCGCGGCCGCGGCCACAUCCGCAUCCGCAUCCACGGCCGUCGCCGCCGUCUCCACCCGCUACCUUGCCAAGCGCGUGCUCCGGGGGAGCGCAGUGCUCCACGUCGCCCGGGGCUGCUUCCGCUCGCCCGACUGCGUCGACGUCGUUCUCUGCAAGCAAACUUCACUAGAAUUGGUUGUUGUUGGUGAAGAUGGUGUUUUACAAUCAAUCUGUGAACAAACUACAUUUGGUAUUAUAAAAGAUAUUGGUGUCCUGAACUGGCGCUAUACACACUCCAGUUUGAUGCCAAAGAUAGAAGGGAAAGAAAUUCUAGUUUUGCUUUCGGAUUCUGGAAAGCUAUCUCUUCUUUACUUUUGUUCUGAGAUGCAUAGGUUCUUUGCAGUUGCAAAUAUUGAGUUAUCCAAACCAGGAAAUCUGAGGCAUCGACUUGGCAGAAUUUUAGCUAUAGACCGAGAAUCUAGGUUUGUUGCUGUCACUGCAUAUGAGGAUGAGUUUGCUUUGGUACGUGUAUCAGUGGAUCACAAACAAUAUGCUCCUAAUGGAGAAAAUGAAGAGGAUGCUAAAAUCACCAGCACGACCUAUAAUACCAGCAGUAUCCAUGGUACAGUUUGGAGCAUGUGCUUUAUAUCAACUUGCCUGGAUGAAGAAUAUUAUCCUGUGGUUGCAAUGAUAGUUAACAGGAGCUCUGAUGUGAAUGACCUGGCACUAUAUGGGCUAGAUUCCCAUAAACGUACUAUUGACCUCAUAUCUAGUUAUUCAGAAGCUGGACCUUUGGCACUUGAGAUCUCAGAAAUCCCCCAACUGUAUGGCUUUGCACUUCUGUUUCGUGCUGGUGAUGUUCUGCUGAUGGAUCUGAGGAAUCCAAAGGACAUCUCGUGUACCCAUAGAAUAAGUUUGACGACUAGUCUAAUUGGGGAUCAUAUCACCAUUGAAGAUUCCUGUCGAGGAUUAGAUGGCGAUGAUGAUGUGGUAGCUUGUGCUUUGCUGGAAUUGAGAGACUCUGGAAAUAACAUGAUGAAGGAUGACAGUUACAUGGACAUUGAUGGUGUUGAUAACAAAGCUAUAGUGAAAUCCAGGAUUGUUUGCUCAUGGAGCUGGGAGCCAAAUGCCACAAAAGGACAUCCAAAACUGAUCUUUUGCUUGGAUGAUGGGGAGUUUCAUCUUCUAGAGUUUAGUUUGGAUAUGGAAGGAGUAAAGGUAUUGCAUGAGUGUGUCCAUAGAGGUUUGUCAUGCAAACCUCUUUUAUGGAUGGACAAAGGAAUGGUAGUUGGAUUUGUAGAGAUGGGAGAUGGAAUGAUCCUCCAACUUGAACACAAUAGAUUGGUGCAUAAAAGUUCAAUUCAGAAUGUAGCGCCAAUAUUGGACCUAGCAAUUGCUGACCACUAUGGUGAGAAACAGGAUCAGAUGUUUGCAUGUUGUGGAAUGUGCCCGGAGGGAUCCUUGCGAGUUAUACGGAAUGGUGUGAAUGUGGACAAACUUCUUAUGACAGAACCUAUUUAUCAAGGUGUUACUGGUUUGUGGACCUUGAGAAUGAAGAAAACUGAUGCUUAUCACUCUUUUCUUGUAUUGUCAUUCGUUGAGGAAACCAGAGUACUAUCGGUAGGACUGAGUUUUAAUGACAUCAGUGAUGCUGUAGGAUUUCAGCCUGAUGUUUGCACUUUGGCAUGUGGUUUAGUAGCUGAUGGUUUGCUUGUGCAAAUUCACAGAACAUGUGUAAAGCUCUGUUUACCUACAGCAUAUGCUCACCCUGAGGGAACUUUGCUACCGACUCCUGUUUGUGCUGACUGGUAUCCUGAUGUCACUAUCAGUGUUGGUGCUGUUGGACAUAAUAUUGUUGUUGUUGCUACAUCAAGUCCCUGUUGCCUUUAUAUACUUGGUGUCAGAUCAUUAUCUUCAUUUCAGUAUGAGCUGUAUGAGAUACAACAUGUCCGAUUAUGUUAUGAGGUGUCUUGCAUAUCUAUUCCACAAGAGGACUGGAAGCCUGAUACUGUAUCUUCUAGUUGUGCAAUGGGUGGUGGUUUUCGAAAAGAUCUCAGAGCUAAUGUUCACAAGUUUGCUGUAAUUGGAACUCAUGAACCUUCUGUGCAUGUCAUUUCAUUGGAACCUGGAGAAGCAUUUAGGCAACUUGCUGUUGGACAUAUAUCAGUAAACAAUGCACUUGGCACUCCUGUUAGUGGUUGUAUACCUGAAAAUGUUAGGUUUGUAGCAGCUGCGAGGUUCUACAUUCUUGCGGGACUAAGAAAUGGAAUGCUACUGAGGUUUGAGUCACAAACAAGCAAAGGGCAGUGUUUCGCUGGAUCCUUUUACCAGGAGUCCUUUGCCCCUUGUGAUGAUACAUCCCUUAAGUUGAUUGCUAUUCGGCGUAUUGGAAUCACUCCUGUAGUUUUGGUACCAUUGCAUGAUAGAGCCAAUGCUGACAUUAUUGUUCUCGGUGAUAGGCCUUGGCUAUUACAUUCUGCUAGACACAGCCUGGCAUAUUCAUCCAUCUCAUUUUUGCCUGCUUCCCAUGUGACACCAGUGUCUUCCGCUGAUUGCCCAAAUGGUCUUCUUUUUGUUGCAGAGAACUGCUUGCAUCUGGUUGAAAUGGUUCAUGGCAAAAGAUUAAAUGCACAGAAGUUUUCAAUCGGAGGAACUCCAAGGAAAGUUUUGUACCACAGUGAUAGUAGAACACUGUUGGUGCUGAGAACUGGACUAACCAGCAUGUCAUGUUCUUCAGAUAUUAUCCAAAUAGAUCCACAUAAUGGGGUAUUGCUUUCCAGAUUCAAGUGUGAACCUGGUGAAACAGCAAAAUGCAUGCAAAUUGCGAAGAUAGCGAAUGAUCAAGUAUUAAUUGUUGGAACUAGUAAGUCCAAUGGCCGGCCAAUGAUGUCAAAUGGUGAAGCAGAAAGUAUCAAGGGUCGUCUAAUUGUUUUAAGCUUGGAGACUAUUGAAAGUCCUCGUGAGAGCGGUUCAUUUGUUGCAGCCUCUAAUUUGAAUUCAUCUCACUCUGGAUCUCCAUUCCCGGAAUUUGUUGGAUAUGCAGCAGAGGAGCUGUCUAGUAACAGCAUGUGCAGCAGCCCUGAUGAAGUUUGCUGCAAUCAGAUUCAACCUGAACACAUGGCAGGCCAUUUGAGAUCACUGGCCCAAUAUGCAUUCAAUGGUGCUGUUCUUGCUGUACAUCCAUAUCUAGAUAGAUAUGUGUUGGCAGCAGCUGGAAAUGUGCUUCAUGUCCUUGGCCUUUUAAAUGAAAAUUCCCUUCGGAUAAAGAGGUAUACUAUGUGUAGAACACGAUUUACAAUAACCUGUUUGAAGACGUACGCAUCACGGAUUGCAGUGGGUGAUUGUCGUGAUGGUGUUCUCUUCUAUUCUUAUCAUGAGAAUCUUAGGAAGUUAGAGUUGAUCUAUUCUGAUCCUGCCCAACGACUAGUGGGUGAUGUUACCCUUCUGAACUGUGAAACUGCUGUUGUAUCUGAUCGACGUGGGAGCAUAUCUGUGUUGUCUUGCCCAAGAUUGGAAGUAUCUGAAAGUCCGGAAAAGAAUCUAGCGGUUCAUUGUUCAUUUUAUAUGGGUGAAACAGCUAUGAGUAUCCAAAAGGUUGCAUUCAAGCAAUGGCUUCCAAUUGAUGAUUUGACAGAACCUAUGUUGGAGUCGGUAUACGACUGUGUUGUGGCAAGCACUCUGCUGGGGAGUAUCUUUGUUAUGGUUCCACUCACAAGUGAGGAGCAUCAACUGUUGCAAUAUGUCCAAGAAAGACUCUCACUUCACCCAUUAACUGCUCCACUCUUGGGCAAUGAUCAUGCAGAGUUUCGCCAUCGUGGUAUCCCGUCGGGAGUGCCACCCAUUCUGGACGGUGACAUGCUUGUGCAGUUCCUAGAGCUCACCAGCGAACAACAGAACGAUGUUCUCAAUCUUGUUUCUCCUGGAAAGAAGAGGCAGAGCAACAUCUCAGUUUUCCAGGUCAUGCGAACAUUGGAGAGGGUACAUUACGCGCUCAACUGAGGUGUUCCGUAAUCAUUCAGCUUGGUCGACUUGUUCUUUGUACUGUUCGGCAUGUUUCUCCAACCUGCUGGACCUGAGGUAAGCACCGAGUUACGCGAUUGGAAGAUGCUAUCGGAGCACAUACCCAAUACAUACCAAAUCUCAGCUUAGUGAGGAGCACUGUGUUUCAUUGUGGGAUACAUCGAUGGGCCCAUCUCGCAACAGAUCGUGUCAUUGCUGUAGCGAAAGCCUUGUAAAUAACGAUUAGUGUUGUGACAGAAGGAUGUGGAUACAAUCCUUUUGCCCUCCGAAAGUAAUCCUCGCGACCCUCGUGGUAUAUGUGAAACAUGCUUGCUUCAGGUUAUGACUAUUGAGAUGGGGACCUGAAAACAUUUCUUGAAA
Messenger RNA from Oryza brachyantha (malo sina), 4587 nucleotides. Its product is annotated as DNA damage-binding protein 1. Gene Ontology annotation, molecular function: protein binding; U2 snRNA binding. Gene Ontology annotation, cellular component: U2 snRNP; nucleus. Lineage: Eukaryota; Viridiplantae; Streptophyta; Magnoliopsida; Poales; Poaceae. Bases 151 to 4206 code for a protein of 1351 amino acids. The record is from RefSeq and is a predicted model, not a curated record. The transcript is spliced from 15 exons. Gene Ontology annotation, biological process: mRNA splicing, via spliceosome.